This is a messenger RNA of Malania oleifera, 6068 nucleotides long. Its product is annotated as nuclear pore complex protein NUP205. Lineage: Eukaryota; Viridiplantae; Streptophyta; Magnoliopsida; Santalales; Ximeniaceae. The record is from RefSeq and is a predicted model, not a curated record. The coding region runs from base 206 to 5863 and encodes 1885 amino acids. The transcript has 45 exons. Gene Ontology annotation, cellular component: nuclear pore.
GGAGCUGAUAAACCACGCAGUAGGGUUUUAGCUUUUGUAAUUAGAAGGCUAAAGAGUCUUCAGGACUGAGCCAUCCCCGUCUCAGAUUUCACCUUGGGGCAUUUCCCGUUCCCGCCCUUUUUAUUCACCGUUUCUCUUCUGCAAUUCUCCGCGCUUCGGUCAUUGCACUUCUCGAGCUCUUAGGGUUUCACAGUUGCAGGCCAGUAUGGUCUCCCCAAAGCAGCUCCUCUCCAUUAUCGAAUCGGCUCUUCUCGGCCCUUCACCUCCCUCCCCCACACAAAGGAUUGAGCUCCUGCACGCCAUUCGUAGCUCUUUCUCUUCUCUCCAGUCUCUUAUCUCCUACCCCCCGCCGAAACCAUCGGACCGUUCUCAAGUUCAGUCAAAAGAAGUGAGACUUCCAGAUUCCUCGCCAGUAUCGCUAGACGAUCAAGAUGUGCAGAUUGCUCUACGACUGAGUGAUGAUCUCUACCUCAAUGAAAUAGACUGUGUUCGACUGCUUGUGUCUGCUAAUCAGGAGUGGGGCUUGAUGGGCCGGGAGCCAUUAGAAAUAUUGCGACUUGCAGCAGGACUUUGGUAUACAGAGAGAAGAGAUUUAAUAGCAGCACUAUAUACAUUAUUACGGGCUGUUGUGCUUGACCAGGGGCUUGAAGCUGAUCUUGUGGCUGACAUUCAAAAAUAUUUGGAAGAUCUUAUCAGUUCUGGGCUUAGACAACGAUUUAUUAAUCUUAUAAAGGAACUCAAUCGGGAAGAACCAGCUGGUUUGGGUGGGCCUCAUUCUGAACAUUAUGUUCUUGAUUCCAAAGGUGCACUUGUGGAACGACGGGCUGUUGUUUGUCGUGAAAGACUCAUCCUUGCUCAUUGUCUUGUUCUUUCUGUUCUGGUUGUGCGGACAAGUCCCAAAGAUGUGAAGGAUGUGUUUUUUGCUUUAAAGGAUAGUGCUACUGAACUUAAUAAUAGCAGUGACACCCUAAAAGAUCAGAUUACAUUUAGCCUUCUUUUUGCGCUCAUAAUCGCUUUUGUAUCAGAUGCUUUGGGUGCAUUACCUGAUAGAACAUCCAUCCUUUCCCGUGAUAGCUCCUUUAGACGUGAAUUCCAGGAUAUUGUGAUGGCUGUGGGAAACGAUUCAGUUGUUGAGGGCUUUGUUGACGGUGUGAGACUUGCUUGGGCUGUACAUUUGAUGUUAAUACAAGAUGGGAUUGCUGCAAGGGAAACAGUUUCAAGCACUUCAUCAAAUGAUUUGGGGAGCAUUUAUUCGUGCUUGGAAGUCAUUUUCUCGCAUGGUGUUUUUCAGUUUUUGCUGGACAGAGUACUUAGAACUGCUGCCUACCAGAAUGAUGAUGAGGAUAUGAUCUAUAUGUACAAUGCAUAUUUACACAAGCUUAUUACAUGCUUCCUAUCACAUCCAACUGCUAGAGACAAGGUAAAAGAAAUGAAGGAGAAGGCUAUGACUGCCCUUAGUCCAUAUCGUAUUGCUGGAUCGCAUGAUUUCAUGCAUGACAGUAGGUUGGACUCUCAACAGGCCACUGAAGGGGGGCCUCAACCAUUUGUCUCUCUCCUGGAGUUUGUUAGUGAAAUUUAUGAGAAGGAACCAGAACUGUUAUCUGGCAAUGACGUCUUGUGGACAUUUGUGAAUUUUGCUGGAGAGGAUCACACUAAUUUUCAAACCCUAGUUGCAUUCUUGAAAAUGCUGGGUACCUUGGCUUCUAGCGAAGAGGGCGCUUCAAAAGUUUUUGAGCUACUUCAGGGCAAAACGUUCCGGUCUGUUGGAUGGAACACUUUGUUUGAUUGCUUAUCAAUUUAUGAAGAGAAGUUCAAACAAUCCCUUCAAAGCACGGGGACCAUGUUGCCCGAUUUUCAGGAGGGGGACGCAAAAGCACUUGUUGCAUAUUUGAAUGUUCUUCAGAAGGUGGUGGAAAAUGGGAAUCCUAUUGAAAGGAAGAACUGGUUUUCUGAUAUUGAGCCGUUAUUCAAACUCCUUAGUUAUGAAAAUGUCCCUCCUUAUUUGAAGGGUGCCUUGAGGAAUACCAUAAAUACUUUUGUUCAAGUCUCUCCUGCAUUAAAAGAUACUAUAUGGAGUUACCUUGAGCAGUACGAUCUACCUGUAGUUGUUGGGCCUCAGGUUGGGAACGGUGCACAACCUAUGGUGGUGCAGGUUUACGAUAUGCGGUUUGAGUUGAAUGAAAUAGAAGCAAGAAGAGAGCAGUACCCUUCAACAAUAUCAUUCAUUAACCUGUUAAAUACUCUUAUUGCUGAAGAAAGGGAUGUAAGCGAUAGAGGGCGUAGAUUUAUUGGGAUCUUUAGGUUUAUAUAUGAUCAUGUUUUUGGGCCAUUCCCUCAAAGAGCCUAUGCAGAUCCUUGUGAGAAAUGGCAGUUGGCUGUUGCUUGUCUUCAACAUUUUCAAAUGAUACUGAGCAUGUAUGAUAUUAAGGAUGAGGACGUUGGCAGUGUUCUUGAUCGAUCCCAAGUUUCAACUGUGCCACAAUCAACUCCUCUUGAAAUGCAGCUCCCUGUUAUAGAGUUGCUGAAAGAUUUCAUGAGUGGUAAAACAGUUUUUCGAAAUAUCAUGGGUAUUCUUUCACCUGGGGUGAAUUCUGUUAUUACUGAGCGCACAAGUCAAAUCUAUGGACAACAUCUCGAGAAGGCUGUGCUACUUUCUUUGGAAAUUAUAAUCCUUGUUUUGGAGAAAGAUAUAGUCCUUUCUGACUUCUGGCGCCCUCUAUAUGAGCCAUUGGAUAUUAUACUAGCUCAAGAUCGUAACCAAAUUGUAUCUUUGUUGGAGUAUGUCAGAUAUGAUUUUCGACCACAGAUUCAACAAUGUUCUAUCAAAAUAAUGAGCAUUCUAAGUUCUCGAAUGGUUGGGUUGGUACAACUAUUGCUAAAAUCCAGCGCUGCUAACUCUUUGAUGGAGGAUUAUGCAGCCUGCCUUGAGCUACGAUCAGAAGAGUGUCAGAUUAUUGAGAACAGCAACGAUGAUCCUGGUGUUCUUAUAAUGCAGCUUCUUAUCGACAACAUUAGUCGUCCAGCUCCAAAUGUUACACAUUUACUGCUUAAGUUUGAUGUUGACACCCGCGUCGAACGAACAUUAUUACAACCAAAAUUUCAUUACAGUUGUUUGAAGGUUAUUCUUGAUAUCCUGGGAAAGCUUUCAAAACCAGAUGCUAAUGCAUUGCUUCAUGAAUUUGGUUUUCAGCUACUCUAUGAAUUAUGUCUGGAUCCACUAACAUGCGGUCCUACCAUGGAUCUUUUAAGUAAUAGGAAGUAUCAAUUCUAUGUUAAGCACCUUGAUACAAUUGGUGUGGCUCCACUUCCUAAAAGAAACAACAACCAGGCGCUACGCAUCAGUUCCCUCCAUCAGCGAGCAUGGCUUUUGAAGCUUUUGGCAGUGGAAUUGCACAUUGGAGAUAUGACUAGUUCCACUCACCGGGAAGCAUGUCAGAGUAUUCUUGCUCAUAUUUUUGGUCUUGAUCUUUCUGAACAUGGAACUGAUCCUAGUGCAUCCCAUUCUUUCACUAUUCCAAUCAGUGCUGCAAAUGCUGGAACCUGGAGUCUCAGCAAAAGUAAGGUGUUGGAGUUGCUUGAGGUUGUCCAGUUUAGAUCUCCUGAUACUGCUAUGAAGUUUUCUGAAGUUGUCUCCAAUAUGAAAUACAAUGUGCUGGCAGAAGAUGUACUUAGGAAUCCAGCAGCAUCAGGAAAGGGUGGUAUCUACUAUUAUUCAGAGCGUGGUGAUCGUUUGAUUGAUCUCAGUUCAUUAAGAGACAAGCUUUGGCAGCAAUGUAAUUUCCUUAAUCCCCAGUUGAGCUCCUUAGGCAGUGAAGCAGACUUAAAUGAUGUAAGAGAGACCAUUCAACAACUUUUGAGGUGGGGAUGGAAAUACAAUAAGAAUCUUGAGGAGCAAGCUGCUCAACUUCAUAUGUUAACUGGCUGGUCUCAGAUUGUUGAAGUUUCAGCUUCCAGAAGAAUAUCAUCUCUUGAAAAUCGAUCUGAAAUUUUGUUCCAGUUACUUGAUUCCUCUCUGACUGCUUCUGCUUCUCCUGAUUGUUCAUUAAAAAUGGCCUUAAUAUUGAGUCAGGUUGCGUUAACUUGCAUGGCCAAACUGCGAGAUGAAAGAUUUCUUUGUCCUGGCAGUUUAAACUCUGACAGUGUGACAUGUCUUGACGUGAUAAUGGUAAAACAAUUAUCAAAUGGUGCUUGUCAUUCCAUAUUGCUUAAGCUAGUCAUGGCAAUUCUGAGACACGAAUCAUCAGAAACCUUGAGGAGACGCCAAUAUGCCUUGCUUCUGAGCUACUUCCAAUAUUGUCAGCAUAUGCUUAAUUUAGAUGUUCCAAUAGGCGUCCUGCAGUCCUUGUUGCUUGAUGAGCAAGAUGGUGAAGAUAUAGAUCUCCAAAAGAUUGAUAAAGAGCAGGCAGAACUUGCACAGUCCAAUUUUGCUAUUCUAAGAAAAGAGGCUCAAUCCAUCCUUGACUUGGUGAUAAAGGAUGCAACUCAGGGCAGUGAAUCUGGAAAGACCAUGUCGCUCUAUGUCCUCGAUACUUUAGUUAGUAUUGAUCAAGAGAGGUUUUUUUUGAGCCAACUCCAAAGCAGAGGAUUUUUAAGGUCUUGCCUUGUGAGCAUCAGCAAUAUAUCCUUUCUGGAUGGGGGGCGUUCAGUAGACUCCUUGCAGCGUGCAUGUACUCUCGAGGCUGAACUGGCCUUAAUGUUGAGAAUUAGUCACAAAUAUGGGAAAUCAGGGGCCCAGGUUCUGUUUUCUAUGGGCGCUUUGGAGCAUAUUGCUUCAUGCAGGGCUGUCAAUUUUCAGGGAAGCUUGAGGCAGGUUGACACUAAGCUUCGAAGAGAUAAAGCUGUGGAUAUUGAUAAAUGGCGACUGAUCAUAGUUCCUAUGCUGAGAUUGGUGUUCUCUCUGACUUCCUUGGUUGAUACAUCUGAUUUCUUUGAGGUGAGGAAUAAAAUUGUUCGUGAAGUUAUAGAUUUUGUCAAAGGUCACCAGUUCCUCUUUGAUCAAGUUCUUCAGGAAGAUGUUCAAGAAGCUGAUGAAUUGACAAUGGAGCAAAUCAAUCUUGUUGUUGGUAUUCUUACCAAGGUUUGGCCAUAUGAAGAAAUCCAUGAGUUUGGUUUUGUUCAAGGGCUUUUUGCUAUGAUGUGUGCCCUUUUCUCUCAUGAUUUGGAGUCCCUUUCUUUUUCCCAAUCAGUACAAUCACUUCAGAACCGAAGGAAGUUGGAAUUGGAAGCAUUUCGGCUUUGCUUUAGCCUGAGUUCUUAUCUGUAUUUUCUAGUUACAAGGAAACGUAUGAGUCUUCAGGUUUCAGAUGAUUCCCAUGCUCGUGUCAGACUGCAGCAACCAACUUUGACUCUGCUUGGUCGUUUUCUCAAUACCGUGACAGCUGCCCUUGAAAGAGCUGUGGAGGAAAAAUCCUUACUGCUAAACAAGAUUCAAGACAUAAAUGAACUAUCAAGACAGGAGGUGGAUGAAAUUAUCAAUAUGUGUGAUCAGCGAGAUUGUGUGUCUUCAUCUGACAAUAUUCAGAAGAGGAGGUAUAUUGCAAUGGUGGAAAUGUGCCAGGUUGCUGGCAAUAGGGAUCAGCUGAUUACCUUAUUGCUUCCACUCGCAGAGCAUGUCCUGAAUGUUAUAUUUAUCCACUUCCAGGAUGGCUCUAUUAUAUCUGAGACAAGUGAAACUGAGAAACUGAUCACCUAUGGCACGAAGACCGACCUUGAACAGGAAAUAUCGUCGUUCUGUGGCAAUAUGAUUUCAACUCUAGAGCGACUUGAAUUGCUGAGUGAGGACAAAAUGAGGUGCAAUCUGAAGGUUUUUGGCAGAUUAGUGAGUUCGCUGAAGGAAAUGAUGAUUCAGAAAUGUGCUAUUUGAGAGUUGAUGGUCUAUUUAUGGAGCGGUGGAAUGCUUUCAUCACAGCAUCCUAGUGAUUUUUGUGUUCGUUUCUCCCUCGUGGUUUUAAAGCUCUACUGCUGUCAAUACUGAAUGUAUAAUGUGUUGUAUCUAAUCCAAUCAUUUGGUUCAGUGCAAAUGAUAGAAGAGGGAAAAUUAAUAAACUCAUUUCCAUUUGUUCUCUUUA